Coregonus clupeaformis (lake whitefish) is the source of this 2072-nucleotide messenger RNA. Its product is annotated as coxsackievirus and adenovirus receptor homolog. Gene Ontology annotation, cellular component: bicellular tight junction; basolateral plasma membrane; intercalated disc. Bases 477 to 1607 code for a protein of 376 amino acids. Gene Ontology annotation, molecular function: cell adhesion molecule binding. NCBI's taxonomy places the organism in Eukaryota, Metazoa, Chordata, Actinopteri, Salmoniformes, Salmonidae. The transcript has 2 exons. Gene Ontology annotation, biological process: homotypic cell-cell adhesion. The record is from RefSeq and is a predicted model, not a curated record.
GGUGAAAGGUUUUGGUCGCUGGGUGCAAGGUUUUAUACUACUUCUAUAUUGCAACUUUACCAACAUGGCAUUUUAAAACAUUUAUUAAUUUCCCUGUAAUCUGCUGAAAUUGUGCUAGUUUUCAGGCUUUGAAGGCAGGUUUGAGUGACUUCUUAGAAAUUAGCAAUUGACCUGGCAAGCCUGUCUCUGCCUUGAGCACAAUCACCAGUAAAGUAGCUGGGCAGCACCUUUUUAAGGAAGAGGAGGAUGGUUGCAGAUGUUUACGUUCAUGCAAGAAGGUGAAAGACAGAAAAGUCGGCUUUGGUACCCUCCGGAAAUCACGUGUCUAGACUCGCGCUCUCCUAUGCACCUGCUGAGGCAAAGAGGGAGCUGAGAGUUUUGAUGCUAGGGGAGAGUGGUCUGUCUGUAAGGAGCGCCGCAGAAAUUCUUUUUUCACCCGAGUUUUAAAGGAAAAGUCUUGGAAUAGACAGAAAGGAAUGGAUUUCACGGUAUCCCACCUCGGCUCUGUAUUGAUUAUUCUCAUUGCAGGUGUAGCCCAUGGCCUGGAGAUCACAUCCCAGGGGCCCACGUCCAUAGAGAAGGCCAGCAGUGAGAGCGUCAAGCUGGACUGCCAGUUCUCUCUGGCCCCCGAGGACUCUGGCCCCCUGGACAUUGAAUGGAGCCUGCUGGCCUCCGACAACCAGAAAGAGGAUAAAGUGGUGAUCCUGUACUCUGGGGACAGGGCCUAUGAGGACUACUACCCUGCAGUGAAGGGGCGGGCCCACUUCAACUCAGCCGACCCUAAGAAUGGCGACGCCUCCAUCAACCUAACGGGUCUAAAGUCUAGUGACACUGGGACCUAUCAGUGCAAGGUGAAGAAGGCCCCGGGCAUCCGCAGCAGGAAGAUGCUGCUGACCGUCAUGGUGAGGCCUUCCAAGCCCAGAUGCUAUGCCGAGGGCCCCACCCAGGAGGGUAAGGACGUGGUCCUGAGGUGUAUGUCCAGUGAAGGUACCAACCCCCUGCAGUACACCUGGGAGAAGACCAGCGACAACAAACUGCUGCCUGCCUCCGCCGUGCUAGACCCUGUGGGAGGCACCAUGAACGUAAGGAACGCGUCCACCAGCUCCUCGGGAACCUACCGCUGCACAGCUAAGAACCGAGUGGGCAUGGAGGAGUGUAUUCUACAGCUUGGCAUCACUCCCCCCCCCAACACUGCUGGUAUCAUAGCUGGAGCCAUCAUCGCUGUUCUGCUGGCCCUCAUCAUCAUCGCCAUCAUCCUCUUCUGCUGCUGCCGCGCCCGCAACAGGAAGAAGUAUGAGAAGGAGAUCUCCUACGAGAUCAGAGAGGACGUCCCCCCUCCGAAGAGCCGCGUGUCGACAGCCCGCUCCUUCACCAGCGUGGGCAGCCAGCGCUCCUCCCUGGGCUCCAUGUCCCCCUCCAACCUGCACGAGUAUGCCCUCAAGCCCCAGUACGACAAGAUCCCCUCCGUGGAGGAGUACGAGAGGCCCCCCAGCCACGCACCCCUGCCCCCGCCCGUCGCCAGCAAGAUGGCCGGCCCCAACCUCAGCCGCAUGGGCGCCAUCGCCGUCAUGAUCCCCGCCCAGAACAGGGACGGCUCCAUCGUGUAGUGGAAAGAAACAGAGAAAGUCUUUGUUGCCUGUACCCUGCUGAUAUAGAAACCACACGUCUUUGGCUCAACUUUAGUUAAUCAAGUUAUUGUUUGCGUGAAGCAGACAGAUGAAAACCGUUAAGACCCUCAAUGGACAUUAUAUCCCAGACUUUUCAGUUUCCAUAAUAUUUUCUAGUCUCAUAUUUUAAUUAAGUUAAAUAUUUGAUGUUGUGAAUUUCCAAUUGCAGUAUAUCUUAGUUUACUCCUAGAAUAGUGGAUAUUAGUUCAUUUCUAAGGAAGGAAUAGUUACUCUUCAUGUGUUGUUAGCAGCCAAACUACUGGUAUAGAAGUUGUGUAGGUGUUGCCUCUGGAUUCUUCUCCACAUAGUUAGAUUUACACUAGUUUCACUAUUGGUUGUCGCUUUCAUCAACUAAGUACUACAUACAGUAGAUGCUCUCAAAAAAAUAUAAAGGCUUUUGUCUUG